Pocillopora meandrina is the source of this 4978-nucleotide messenger RNA. The record is from the annotation of a GenBank genome assembly. NCBI's taxonomy places the organism in Eukaryota, Metazoa, Cnidaria, Anthozoa, Scleractinia, Pocilloporidae.
CACGACUUUAACGGAGGUCGAUCACAGACAGAUGCUGAGCUGUAUGGAAGUUAGGUCCAAAAAAAAAAAAAACACAUCAGCAAAAGGUCGAAUAGUAGAAACAUUGGAACAACUAAGCGAUGCAACAUUGCAGCUUCACUAUUUUGUAACAGAUCUGACAGUCCCUACAGAAUUUCCGCCUCAUUAAAAACCCAACUCAUUUGAAAUUUGGUUUCUUCCCUUUAUCCUCAACAAAUUGUAUUCCUUAUUGCUUCGCUUGUUUGUUUUAUUUUUUUACUUCCCUACGGGAGGAAGAUUUUACAACCUUCAAAUGCAAAUCUUGCAAAGGUAUUUCACUUUCUGCAACUAUUUACGGUAACGAUAUGAGUUAAAUAUUGCUAAUUCAAACUGAUCUUAACGAGUCACCGCAUUUGUUUUAUUCUCAGAGUGGUCCAGUUUUCCAUCUACUUUCUUGCCAUGAGGCAAAUGGCUUUGAGUACCAACUGACAUUGGCCACGGGAGUGUGGAAGAAUUCUGGGACUGAUGCUCGUAUCGUUAUCAUCAUUCAUGGGAACGAGGCGCAGAGUGAACCUCUGAUAUUGCACAAAAGCACAAUAGACUCAAGGACGUUGUUGGCGCGUGGAAACGAGGAUACAUUUAGGAUUCACCUGCCAAUGUCACUGGGUGAAAUUGAAUACAUUCGCAUAUGGCAUGAUAAUUCGGGAAGAGAUCCUUCAUGGUUUCUAAGCCAUGCGAUUCUCCUGGAUCUUCAGACGGGUAGAAAAUGGACAUUUUUUUGCAACGGUUGGUUUGCGCUGGAGAAAGGGGACGGUAAAAUAAACAGAAUUUUAACUCCUGUUGGUUCGCAGGAGAUGCAGACGUUUAGUUAUUCUUUGCGAUCGCAAGGCUCCAGAGGUUUUUCCGAUGGACACAUUUGGCUUUCAGUUGUUACUAAGCCACCGAGGAGUAAAUUCUCACGUGUCCAAAGAGCUUCUUGUUGCCUUUGCAUACUGUUGUCUGCGAUGUUAGCAAAUGCCCUGUUCUACCGGACGGACAAAGAGCCAGAUCCAACUCUACAAAUUGGUCCGUUAAAAUUCAGCUGGAGACAAAUAAUGGUGGGAAUUGAAAGCGCCCUGAUAAUAACUCCAGUAAACUUGAUGAUUAUGACAUUUUUCAAGAGGAGUGGCGAGAAAACUCCAAAUAAAGUCGACGUGGAAAAACCGAAAAACAGUCCUGCUCCCUUUUGUGACAAGUUGUCAACUACCAGUUCAGGUGAUAUUCACGACAUUGAUGUAACGCUAAACGAAAAGAGGUCUUACUUGGAUAAAAACUCCCAAAGUCAGACUGAUGCCAAGAAGAAAUUUAUGCUCCCUCACUUCUUUAUCUACGUUGCUUGGUUUUUGGUCCUUGUUACUGUUUCUGUGUGCGCCGUUUUUACGUUCUUCUUCAGCUUGCAGUGGGGAAAGGAUAUUUCGAACCAGUGGCUUUCCUCAAUGUUUGUGUCUUUCACCCAAGACCUAUUUGUUCUACAGCCUUUGAAGAUAUUGCUUAUCAUGGUGUUAACAGCUUCUUUGUUUCGCGAUAAAAAUGAAACUGAAACUGUCAGCUACAAUAGUGAAGAGAAACUGCAAUCACAAAUAAAAUCUCACGGCGGCAAUCAGAGUGUUAAAGUAGAGAUGCCAAAAGAGGAUGACCUCAUACUCUCAAGAGAGAACAGCACAAAGGAGGCAAAGAUGUUUUCCUUUUUGAGAGAGCUUCUUGGAUAUCUUCUGUUUCUCUUUUUGCUUAUAAUUGUGUGUUACGGUAGCAGAAGUUAUCAUGGAUAUCUCAUGACUAUGGAUCUAAAAGAUACACUUGGCAACUUUUCUUUGGUAAGUAGCUCUGAAUCUUAGGGUAACCGACUGACCCGGUCAGUGUAAACGUCCUUAUUCGAACGUCAUGGUGAUAGGGAGACAGGAAUGAGGCAGUGAUACGAUCAAUAGCAUUCAGCGGCCGGGGCCUGGGUUUGCCUGGUAUAGAUGAAGAUAUGGGACGUUUUUGAAUUUUUGUCAUUACUCCGAAAGUUCCACCAAGCGCAUUUAAAUUUAGCUAAACGCGAUAUGAUACUAUUAUAUUCUAUUUCAAAGCGAGAUUUAACUACUGAAAAUUCCCUAUACGGAAGGCGAAGUUUAUUUCGGAGGUGGCUAUUACUUAGCUGCACUUAAACACCUGGAACCACACACAUUCAACUUUUAAUUUAUCACGUUAUAAUUACGCAGAAUAUUUCUCUUCCUUCCUGGUAUGUGUGUCUUUUGGUUCGUGGUCACUGCACAUUUUAGAACGUUUUUUUCCUGCCUAGGCUUACAAUCCUCCGUAUUUCUGGAAAUGGCUCGACAUUCAGUUUGUGGAUGGUGUCUACGGCAGCAACUGGUACAACAACGACAAAAUCAAAAAGCAAGAGUACAUUGGUAACAAGAUGUCUAUUCUCUUAGGAAUGCCUCGCUUGAGACAACUAAGAAUAAAGAAAGGUAAGUAUGACAUUUUUUGAGAACUUUCAAUCUUAUAAUAUAGAACUGGUAAAAAUCAUCGUCGACGGUGAACCUAGGAGCUAGAAAAUUGUGGUGAUUAUUUAAAACAAAGUUCGCAACUUUUUUUCUGUUUUUAGUGCAAAUAUAGCAAAUAUUAGAACCUAAAUCAUGGAGAAGAAAAGAAAGAGAGGGAAUAAAGGGAAAAAUCGGAUAAUAAAAGAAAUAAAAGAAUAAAGAGAGGGUAGAUUCCUCUGAUUAUAACAAUGAAAUCUUUGCUCAGUAAUUUACUUUUUUUUUUUUAUCAGAUUCUUGCAUUGUUCCAAGGAGAGUACGAGACAUCAUAAACAGGGGCUGCUACGACCUCUAUAAUUUCGAUGAAGAGGAUAAAACUCCUGCAAACCUUCCAGGCUGGGAACCCUUCAGUGGUUCUGUAGAAUGGGCAAAUUUUUCCGAGCUAUGCCCGGUACCAUGGCAAUAUGUGCCAAACGAGGAACUCUCACCGAGCUGGGGUUACUUCGAUGUUUAUGACGGAGGUGGCUAUGUUGCAGAUCUAGGCUACAAUAGCAGUACAGCUCAGGCAGUCAUCUCCGACUUGAUAGAAUACGGUUGGAUCGACCGGCAGACCCGCGCUGUCCUACUUGAGUUUACUAUCUAUAACCCUAACACGGGCUACCUAAUCAUUUCAGCGUAUCAUUUUGAAAUAUUGCCCACAGGGUACGGCUAUCCUUUUCCAAAGAUAGACACUCUUCUGCUGACAAGUACUGAAACAGGCUUUUACGAGUUUUAUCUGAUUUGUCAGUUGUUAUUUAUCAUGAUGGCAUUCGUCUUUUUCAUCGUAGAGAUGUACAAGCUAUAUCUAGCUAAGUGGACUUAUUUAAGAGAUGUGUGGAACUGGGUGGAAAUUCUACGAAUAUUUAUGUCGGUACUGGUCGUGGUAUUCUACAUAAUUAAGUCAAAGCUGAUGCUUAAACUCGCUGCUAUUGUGAAGGAAAACCCAUUCGCCACCGUUAGCUUUGGAGAAGCCGUUACCUGGAGCCAUGCAGAAACCACUGCUUUAGCCAUUGCAGCUUUCCUCACAACCUUGAAACUUCUUCACAUAAUUCGCUUUAAUCAGCACGUCUCCAUAAUGAUGUCCUCAUUUCGCGUUUCUAGGAGUUUAUUGUUGUCUUAUUCUGUGAUUUUUAUCAUUAUUUUUGUCUCAUACGCUCAGAUGGGGAAGCUGGCAUUCGGCGACCACAUUCAUGGUUACUCAUCAGUCUACAAUGCAUUGUUUUCUGAAGUUAUCAUGUGCCUUGGCGGCCAAAUGAGAUUUCAUGAGUUAAUAGGAGUUCAUCGCUUUUUGGGUCCUUUAUACGGUAUUUCCUUCCUUGCUCUGAUGUCCUUCAUUUUUAUGAACUUUUUCGUGGCAAUUUUGAACGAUUCUUUUGAAGACGUCAAAAGCAACACUGAUAAACAAUCCAAAGAAUUUGAGAUGGCUGAUUUUAUACUAGAGAGAGUAUGUGAUAUGUUAGGAAUUAGCAAACGAGGGAAAGAUGCGGGUCAGAAUGCCUCAGUGAGGGAGGAUGACGCAGCUUCUACCAAUUCCCAGGAUAACUUCGAUUUUCCACUAAGAGAAACGUCCGAGGAAAGCGGCUCAAAACCUAACGAAAACUUGAGCGCCAAAGUUAAGCAGACAGCCAUUAAAAAAUCCCCAUCACAGCAUUUGGCAACCAAGUUAGAGUUCAAGAGACCGAUUAGUCCAAAAUCUUCAAAAAGAACGCCGGAAACACCCGAAAAGGUUUCUUCGAGUGAGCUUGAUUUGGAUUCUUCAUUAGAACAGCUGUUUGAAAGGAUUGGUGUGUUGGCCGGUGAUCUCGCUAUGGAAGAUGAACAACAGGAUGCAAAAUUGCUCAAUGUGAUCAGCCAGAUCCUUAGAAACAAUCAUGAUAUUCCAUGCCAAAGAACGUCAUCUAAACUACGUCAGAUCGAAGAGUCUUACUCGGUACCCAUCACUUCACAAGACAACACUGAAUAUAACAGGAGCAGUGAGUCAAAGAAUUCUUCCGAGGAAGAAAUUAUGAAAUUUAUUAGACGCAGAUCAACUCGCGAGCUACCAAUCCACUUAAAAGUCGGAAGUUUUUACCAUCAGCCUCAAAAUAAUCGAACCGGUGGUAAAUAAGAAAAAUAGGCUAAUCAAUUCUGCUGUAAAAUUGUGUUUUUCAUGGAUACAUAUUUAGCUUAUCUCCAUCUCAAGAAGAGCUCCAUUAACAAAGGUGUUCAACAUAUGAACGAAAGUUUUAAGAAUUAAACCAUUAAUUUCUCAACAUCUAUUCUGAGUGCACAAGUGUAAGGAUCAGUACAGUGCCUCGUUUGAAAACCAGUCUCGCUUGAACUACAUUUUCCAUUUUUCGUCUAAAAGGGGGAAUUUUAUUAAUUAUUAUGACUAUGUAGAAAGAUUGUAUAGGAUUUAUCGACGCACCAAUUAAUAAAUUCUAAUAAAACCAUAUUUCAAG